AUGAGAAAAAUAUUAAACAUUAAACAUGAGUUUAAGAAGACUCCAGCACAAAAAAAAAAGAAAGAACAAGAGCGUUCACGUCGAGCCACGCAAAGCAAAAGCUCGAUUGGAAAUCUAGAUAGAGCUUCCAGCUCAGAGCUUGGUCCGAUUAAUGAAAUUCGUCAAUGCUUUGAAACUAGUCUUAAUUCUUCCGAAGUUUCUGAUGUUGAAAUAGAUGAGGAGGGAAAGCUUGAUUUACUGUAA
Molecule: messenger RNA, 243 nt
Organism: Ambispora gerdemannii
Lineage: Eukaryota; Fungi; Glomeromycota; Glomeromycetes; Archaeosporales; Ambisporaceae
Source: the annotation of a GenBank genome assembly